AUGGGCAGUGCUCGUGGCAGCAGUGGCGCCGCCGUGCUGGCGCUGGUCCUCCUGUGCGUGCUCCUCCACGGCGAGUUCGCCGAGUCAGCGGUGUACACGGUCGGCGACCGCGGCGGGUGGAGCUUCAACACCGCCAACUGGCCCAAGGGCAAGCGCUUCCGCGCCGGCGACGUUCUCGUGUUCAGGUACAUCCCCUGGAUCCACAACGUGGUCGCCGUGGACGAGGACGGGUACAACGGCUGCACGACGCCGCCGGGGUCGCGGACCUACACGUCCGGCGCCGACAGCAUCACGCUCACCAGAGGGGAUAACUUCUUCAUCUGCACCCGGUUCGGCCACUGCAACCUCGGCAUGAAGCUCGUCGUCUAUGCCGCGUGA
Messenger RNA from Miscanthus lutarioriparius, 378 nucleotides. The record is from the annotation of a GenBank genome assembly. Lineage: Eukaryota; Viridiplantae; Streptophyta; Magnoliopsida; Poales; Poaceae.